This is a messenger RNA of Scutellospora calospora, 197 nucleotides long. The record is from the annotation of a GenBank genome assembly. NCBI's taxonomy places the organism in Eukaryota, Fungi, Glomeromycota, Glomeromycetes, Diversisporales, Gigasporaceae.
CCAGAAGAACCAAUUCCACUAUUUUGUGAUUUAUGUGACAAUUGCCUAAAGCAUAAAAGUGAUAGUGUAGAUGAACUAGUGGAUGUUAAGAUAGAAAUUUUUGACAUGUUAAAAAUAGUUGAGGCCUUGUGUAAGAAUAAUGAUAAGAUAAUUGUAUCUAUUGAUAUAGUAGAUGUUUUUGUCUUAGCAGAAAAUAA